Molecule: messenger RNA, 3466 nt
Organism: Osmia lignaria (orchard mason bee)
Lineage: Eukaryota; Metazoa; Arthropoda; Insecta; Hymenoptera; Megachilidae
Product: long-chain fatty acid transport protein 4
Biological process (GO): long-chain fatty acid import into cell; long-chain fatty acid metabolic process
Cellular component (GO): endoplasmic reticulum membrane; plasma membrane
Molecular function (GO): long-chain fatty acid transmembrane transporter activity; long-chain fatty acid-CoA ligase activity
Source: RefSeq, a predicted model, not a curated record
UGAUCGUAACACGUGCGAUUCUGAAACAAAGAGGCUGUUGGCUCUCUUGGACAGAGUAGUCUUCCGUAACUUCUUGACAAAGAGACUGAUUCGUAACAAAGAGACUGUGUGAUACAAUUCUCAAAUGCUAAACUCGUCCGUUCAUAGUAGUGGCGUCCUGUUUGCUUCGGGAACGUAACCGAGAUUGACCUUGUAGUUUCGUGCAGAUUUUUAAAGCGUACGGAAUAUUAAUUUGACAAAGAAGAAGCGAACGAGCGACGAACCAAGCCCGUUUUAGCUUUCAUACGCAAACGGAUAGAUGUCAGUCGCUCGGCUAUCCCUAAAAUGCAAAGUAUUGAUCGUGGUAACUUGUACGGUUCAGAAAUAAUGUUACUACCGAUACCGUGGCUACCUUACGUAAUUUCGAAACAUAAAGAGUGCUCGUCUUAAGUUCGAAGCGAAAAGAGGGUUCCCUAAGAUUCGCAUUCGUGAACGAUCGUAUUAUCUUGUUUUCAAAAUACAAGUAGCAGAAUUCGGUGGAUAGAGUGGGUGACAUUGGAACAUGGACAUCAGACUUUUACUGUUAAUCCUGGCGAUCAUCGGUGCAAUGUUUGGUGCGGUCGCAACCAGAUUCGGGUUUCCCGGAUUUAACAAGAUCGCACAGAUCGUGCUUGCUGUGGCGUUGCUACCCGUGCUAUGCAGAUUUCAUCGGAAGCUGUACGUCAUCUGCAAGGUUCUGCCUCGUGAUAUGAAGUUUCUGUAUCGUGCUGUUACAGCAGAAUUAGAAACGAAAAGCCAUCGUCGGAACAAUAUGACUGUUACAAAGGUUUUCCGAAAAAGGGUGGAACAUUACCCUAAUAAACCUUGUUUCUUCUUUGAGGAUCGCGUUUGGACGAACGCUGACAUUAACAAAUAUAGCAACCAGAUAGCCUCUGUGUUUCAAAAAGCUGGUUACGUAAAAGGAGAUGCAGUGGCAUUAAUGAUGCCAAACAGGCCGGAAUAUGUUGCUAUCUGGCUUGGUCUUGGAAAACUCGGCGUUGUCACUGCUCUAAUUAACACGAAUUUACGACUUCAAUCUUUGAUUCAUUGCGUUCGUAUCGCCGAAGUGAAGAGUAUCAUUUAUGUGGAAGACUACUCGUCCGCCAUCAAUGAUAUUAAAGAUUCGAUUCAUGGCAUCGACAGAUACAAAGUGUGCUUCAAAUCCGAAACCCAUGAAGAUGGUGCGAUCGAUUUGAACAAACUUUUAUCAGAAGCCAGCACAGAAGAACCAGUGGUCAAAGAUGAACCUGGAUACAGAGACAAAUUAUUGUACAUUUAUACCAGCGGCACCACUGGCCUACCAAAAGUGGCUAUAGUACUAAAUUCAAGGUAUUUGCUGGUCGUAAUGCCGUUUAAUUUACUAGGAAUAAGAUCUAGCGAUAUCCUGUACAAUCCAAAUCCAUUGUACCAUACCACUGGUGGAAUGAUUGGAGCAGGUUUCGCAAUUCUCAAAGGUAUACCAACUGUGUUGAGGCCCAAGUUUUCAGUGUCGGCUUAUUGGACAGACUGCAUCAAGUAUAAUUGUACAGCUGCGCAAUUUGUCGGUGAAAUGUGCCGUUACUUACUGAAUGCGCCACCGAAACCGGAAGACAAUGCACAUAGAUUAAGACUCAUGUUUGGAAAUGGCAUGAGACCGCAAAUUUGGAACGAGUUCGUCACGCGUUUCAACAUUAAAAGAGUCGCUGAAUUUUACGGGUCCAGCGAGGGAAAUGCAAAUAUCGCAAAUCUGGAUGGUAAAGCUGGUGCUGUCGGUUUUGUACCAUUAAUUAUACCAAGAAGAUUCCAUCCGUUAGCAAUUAUUCGUGUAAAUAGCGAAACUUACGAACCAAUUAGAGGUCCAAAUGGAUUGUGCAUCAGGGCAGAAACAAAUGAGCCAGGGAUGUUCAUAGGACUAAUAAAAGAAGGGAAUGCCUUGAGAGAGUUCAAUGGCUACCUAGAUAAAGAAGCGUCAAAAAAAAAGAUAAUACAAGAUGUGUUUGUUAAAGGUGAUAAGGCUUUCCUGACAGGUGAUAUUUUGGUAGAGGAUGAAUGUGGUUAUAUUUAUUUCAAAGACAGAGUAGGAGAUACGUUUAGGUGGAAAGGUGAAAAUGUCGCCACUGCCGAAGUGGAGGGUGUCAUCAGCAAUAUUGCUGGACAACGAGAUGCUACUGUUUAUGGAGUUCAGGUACCUGGAAUGGAAGGAAGGGCUGGAAUGGCAGCGAUAGUUGAUCCAGACAGCCUUCUAGACUUCAAAGCCCUGGCGGAAGGAUUGGAAAAAGCUUUGCCAGCCUAUGCGAGACCAAUAUUCUUAAGAAUCGUGAAGGAACUAGAAAUGACAGGAACGUUUAAACUGAAGAAAGUGAACCUUCAAAAGGAAGGCUUCGAUCCGAGUAAAGUUCAAGACAAGAUGUACUUCUUGUCGGGUAACAAAGAGUACGUCGAGAUCACACCUGAACUUUAUAAAGAAAUUAUAUCCGGAACGAGGAAGUUCUAGUCGUCGCGCACGAUUUCAAGUGUCGAGGAUAUAUGUAAAAGUUAGACGUGUAACGUAAUGUUUCUUUUUUCUUUUUUUUUUUAAAUAUGAACAUGACAAAUUACAUUGCGCCUUGUAGAUACAACGCGUAAAGGGUUUUAUAACAUAACACAUGCGAUACCACAGAACAUACAUUUAGGCUGAAAGUUUGUCGAACUGUUGUAAGAUUAUUUUUAUGAUAAAAGGCCAGAAACAGGGAGCUUGUUGCGCAGAGAAGAUUCUAUUUCUGUCAUCAAACGAUCGGACAAAUUUCGCCAAUAGUUCUUCUGACAUUGGGACGAGCGAAUAUGGUGACAUGUUCCUGUAUAUUUUAUAAAUACUCUACAUAGCGUAAGAUUGGCACUGAAGGUAGAAUUAGUUUGAUUAAAGUCAUUCUAUAACAAAUUUUGAUCUUUUAUAAAAAAAAAGGUACUUUAUUUCAUAUUUAACCCUUUCAUGUUCUAUUUGCGAUUAUUCAAAAGGUUUUUUCUUCAAAAGAAGGAAAAAAAAGAUAAUGAAUUGUCAAUAGCAUGUUUGCAGUAUUUAGUUUAAAUAUACAAAACCUGUCACAAUAUCCAAUAUUGAUUUUAACGAAACUUAUUGUUUAUAUAUACAUAUUUUUUAAUUUGCACCUAUCUCGGUUAUUCUAGUAUAAAAUUACCAAUGAAAUCUAAGUAAUGAACACAAUAAUUAAACAUAAUGCGAUUAAGCUCAAUUUAUUAUACUAUUAAAUGUAAUCUAACUUCAUAAUCAAAAAAGAUAACAGAUAAAUGUAACGUAUACCUCUUAAAAGAAAAAAAAGAUAUUAGUGUUCGAUGAAAUACAGAUUCACUUCCACUUUUAAAGGUAUUUAAACAUACCUAGUAGUUCUAUGUACUUCAUGUGUUUCGUCUUUACUAAUGCACCAUGUAUAUAUUAUUCUUAUGCUAGAUUUUAAUAAAGAUGUAGUUAGUUGUU